Molecule: messenger RNA, 2841 nt
Organism: Nycticebus coucang (slow loris)
Lineage: Eukaryota; Metazoa; Chordata; Mammalia; Primates; Lorisidae
Gene: G3BP1
Product: G3BP stress granule assembly factor 1
Exons: 12
Coding region: 172-1572 (466 amino acids)
Cellular component (GO): cytosol; ribonucleoprotein complex
Molecular function (GO): mRNA binding
Source: RefSeq, a predicted model, not a curated record
CUCGCCAGACCUGGCCGCAACAAGUUAGGCUGAAUCGAGGUUAUAUAGACCGGUGGCGGAGCACGCGUGUGUGCGGACGCAGUUGUGUGAGGGGUUUCUGCCAUUCUCAGUGCAGUGGAGCAAAGCUUGUUCCUCUCCCGUUCCGUCUUACAGGUUGAAUUGACCAAAGCAAUGGUGAUGGAGAAGCCUAGUCCCCUGCUGGUCGGGCGGGAGUUUGUGAGACAGUAUUACACACUGCUGAACCAGGCCCCAGACAUGCUACAUAGAUUUUAUGGAAAGAACUCUUCCUAUGUUCAUGGGGGAUUGGAUUCAAAUGGAAAGCCAGCAGAUGCAGUCUAUGGGCAGAAAGAAAUCCAUAGGAAAGUGAUGUCACAAAACUUUACCAACUGCCACACCAAGAUUCGACAUGUUGAUGCUCAUGCCACUUUGAAUGAUGGUGUAGUGGUCCAAGUGAUGGGGCUUCUCUCUAAUAACAACCAGGCUUUGAGGAGAUUCAUGCAGACAUUUGUCCUUGCUCCUGAGGGCUCUGUUGCAAAUAAGUUCUAUGUUCACAAUGAUAUCUUCAGAUACCAAGAUGAGGUCUUUGGUGGCUUUGUCACUGAGCCUCAGGAGGAAUCUGAGGAAGAAGUAGAGGAACCUGAAGAAAGACAGCAGACACCUGAGGUGGUUCCUGAUGAUUCUGGAACUUUCUAUGAUCAGACUGUUGUCAGUAAUGACAUGGAAGAACAUUUAGAGGAGCCAGUUGUUGAACCAGAACCUGAUCCUGAACCAGAACCAGAGCAAGAACCUGUAUCUGAAAUCCAAGAGGAAAAGUCUGAGCCAGUGUUAGAAGAAACUGCUCCUGAGGAUACCCAGAAGAGUUCUUCUCCAGCACCUGCAGACGUAUCUCAGACAGUCCAGGAAGACUUGAGGACCUUUUCUUGGGCGUCUGUGACCAGUAAGAACCUUCCACCUAGUGGAGCUGUUCCCGUUACUGGAAUACCACCUCAUGUUGUUAAAGUACCAGCUUCACAGCCUCGUCCAGAGUCUAAGCCUGAAACUCAGAUUCCACCACAGAGACCUCAAAGGGAUCAAAGAGUGCGAGAACAGCGGAUAAAUAUUCCUCCCCAGAGAGGCCCCAGACCAAUUCGUGAGGCUGGUGAGCAAGGUGAUGUUGAACCCCGAAGAAUUGUGAGACACCCUGACAGUCACCAGCUCUUCAUUGGCAAUCUGCCUCAUGAGGUGGACAAAUCCGAGCUUAAAGAUUUCUUUCAAAAUUAUGGGAAUGUGGUGGAGCUGCGCAUCAACAGUGGUGGGAAAUUACCCAAUUUUGGUUUUGUUGUGUUUGAUGAUUCUGAGCCUGUUCAGAAGGUCCUUAGCAACAGGCCCAUCAUGUUCAGAGGUGAAGUCCGCCUGAAUGUGGAAGAGAAGAAGACUCGAGCUGCCAGGGAAGGGGACCGUCGAGAUAACCGCCUUCGGGGACCUGGAGGCCCUCGAGGUGGGCUGGGUGGAGGCAUGAGAGGCCCUCCUCGUGGAGGCAUGGUGCAGAAACCAGGAUUUGGAGUGGGAAGGGGGAUUGCUCCAAGGCAGUGAAUUGUUCUUCACUGAUCUUCACACAGCCGUUCACACCCUAACUCCUACAGAAUGGUGAAUUUCUUCAACCAGCCUUUGCUAUCUUGGGAGUAUGAUCCUAGUCUGUUAUAAACUGCUUACUUUUGUACCAUUUUACUUCUUGUGUUAAUGGUGUGUGCUCCUUAUCCCUUCCCUCUCCUGACCUUGAGUCCUUCACUUUCAAUUUUGUGGAAUGGUAUUUUAGGAGUAACGAAUUUUUAAAGAAGAAAAACAGACUGAAUUUCCUUGCUUUGCAUACACAGACUGGAUUUUUUUUUAACAGCCAUUUCCCCAAAGGAAUGUGUGUCUCGCUUAUUACUGACAUUUGGUGUUUCGUUCAUUGGAAUAUUUCUUACUUAUUUUCUACAUGUUUCAAAAGCCUGUGAGAAAUACAGGAUUUGAUAAACAUUUUAAAGGCAGGAAAAGCCCAAAUUGUUUCUUCUAGUAUGAGAGUCAUAACUACCUUCUGGUGUGGAGAAAUUGCCAUUGGAAAAUUUAACAAUUUUGAUUCUCACUGGUGUGGUUAAAAACUGAAUAAAAGGUGUUAAUAGAGUUUUUCUUUUGCUAUUUGAUCACAAAACAAUUCUCAAACCUGUUUUUGCCAUUAAAAUUUAAAUUGUGAGAUAGGUUUUAAAUGUCUAGACUGCAACUGAUACGCUUUUCUUGAACUGUUAGAUUUUUUUGAAGAGUUUUUUCAUGUUAAAUUUGUAUUUGUAAAAAAAAAAAACAACAAAAAAACAACAACAAAAAAAACAAACAAAAAAUCCCCCAAACAGAAAUAACAAAAAACCAGAGCAAAACUGUUGUGCCUUCUAUUUAUCUUUGAUUACAGUCUUGGCAGUUGUUUAAAGAAAACAAAGUAUGUGGGGAAUGUAGAAUCCCUCUUUCCGUCACCUUGUAUAUCUUGUUUUAACAUUGUUAUGCCUUAUUCUAAGAUUGAGUCUCAAACUGGAAUGCCUUUAAAGACAGAUGUUUCUAUAGUGGUCCUUUGACCUAAAUAGUUCAGCAUUUGUAUUAAGUUUUAUUUUGGUAUCUAAGCAGAUUCCUAAUCAUAGCCCGUAAGAAGGAAUGUGACAUUAAUACUGGACUUUGCUGAUGUGCUCAAGUGUCUGCAGUUUCUUUAAAUCAUAGCCAUAUGGUAAAUUUUCUAUUUUGUUACGGUUCUCUCUCUCUCUUUUUUUGAUGGGCAUGCAGUGGGUGUUUCUUGGAAAUGGCCAAUUUUUAUUAAAAUAUUUCUGGAAGAAAAUUUAA